AAUGAUGCAUGCCUGUAAUCAGCAUCACCUCACCAACGUCCAACCAAUAUCUUGCUGUGGCCGAUGUAGCAGCAGUGUCCACUCUAUUUUUCAGCGUCCAAUUGUAUGUCUCGAUCUCGAUCCAACGCUAGCUAAGCUGUGCUCGUGAUUCUAUUUGUCUUGGAGUGGCCUUCCAGAUGCUAAUCUAUAGCUCCUCCUUCCAGCAUACAUACAUACAACAAGUAAAUUAUCCUCUACUUCGUGUUGGCUUGUUGCACAUACGUACGGCGCUCGGUGCGGCCAUGGCACAGCCGCUGCACUUCGUCCUGGUGCCGCUCCUCGCGCCGGGCCACGUGAUCCCCAUGCUCGACCUGGCGCGCCUCAUCGCCGGCCGCGGCGGCGCGCGCGUCACCGUGGUCCUCACGCCCGUCAGCGCCGCGCGCAACAGGGCCGUCCUGGAGCACGCGCUCCGCGAGGGGCUCGCCGUCGACGUGGCCGAGCUGCAGUUCCCGGGGCCGGCGCUGGGGCUGCCCGAGGGGUGCGAGAGCCACGACAUGGUCACGGAGCUGUCCCACUUCACGCUCUUCUAUGAGGCCGUCUGGCUGCUCGCCGGGCCGCUGGAGACGUACCUCCGGGCGCUGCCACGCCGGCCGGACUGCCUCGUCGCCGACACUUGCAACCCGUGGACGGCCGACGUCGCGCGCCGGCUUGACAUCCCACGGUUCGUGUUCCACGGCCCGUCCGCGUUCUUCCUCCUGGCGCAGCAUAGCCUGGCCAGGCACGGCGUGCACGACACCGACAGCGUCGCCGGUGACUUCGAGCAGUUCGAGGUGCCCGACUUUCCGGUACGCGUCGUCACCAGCAAGGCCACGUCGCUUGGCUUCUUCCAUUUUCCUGGGCUGGAGAAGGAAAGGCGUGACACGCUGCACGCCGAGGCUACCGCCGACGGCUUCGUCUUCAACACGUGCGCGGCCUUCGAGAGCGCGUACACCAAGGGAUACGGAGAGGCGCUCGACCGGAAGGUGUGGGCGGUCGGGCCGCUCUGCCUUCUGGACUCUGACGCGGAGACGACGACCGGAAGAGGCAACCGCGCGGCCGUCGAUGCCGGCUCGGUCGCCACUUGGCUCGACGCGCGGCCGCACCAGUCCGUGCUCUACGUCAGCUUCGGCAGCAUGGCCCGCCUCUUGCCGUCGCAGGCCGCAGAGCUCGCCGCCGGCCUGGAGUCGUCGAAUCGCCCGUUCAUCUGGGUGACGAGGGAGACCGACGACCUCGACGCGGGGUUCGAGGACCGCGUGGAGGGCCGCGGACUUGUCAUCCGUGGGUGGGCGCCGCAGAUGACCAUCCUGUCGCACCCGGCGGUGGGCGGCUUUCUGACGCACUGCGGGUGGAACUCCACGUUGGAGUCGCUCACCCACGGCGUGCCGCUGCUGACAUGGCCGCACAUCGCCGACCAGUUCUUGAACGAGACGCUGGUCGUGGACGUGCUCGGCGCCGGCGUCCGCAUCGGCGUUAAGGUGCCGACCAUGCACGUGUUCCUGAACCCCGAGCUAUAUGCGAAACAGGUCGUGAGAGACGACAUCAAGAAAGCGUUGAGGGAGCUGAUGGAGGAGGGGGCGGAAAUACGAACGACGGCGAAGAAGCUCGCGACGGUGGCAAGGGAGGCGAUGGCGGAGGGCGGGUCGUCGGACCGGGAUGUGGCGGAUAUGGUUCGCCAUGUCGGGGACCUAGCGCACAGGAAGGAGAAGGGCGUGCCCGAGCUUGAAAACAACCAGAAGACAGAUGGUCAAGUCAAACAUUCCUCUGUAGGAUAAUUAAGACAUGUACUGCUCCCUCCGUCUCAAAUUAUUUAUGAAAAAAAGAUAUAUUUAGACGUAUUUUAGUUUUAAAUGAUAUAUUCAUUUUAUUUAUUUAUUUAUUAGUAUGACAAGUUAUUUCAUACGACAUGAAUAACAGGCCGAUAUGGUGAGAGAGGUGUGGAGUACAUCGAUUAUUCUC
This is a messenger RNA of Triticum aestivum (bread wheat), 1974 nucleotides long. RefSeq names its product UDP-glycosyltransferase 73E1-like. The transcript has a single exon. Bases 177 to 1790 code for a protein of 537 amino acids. Gene Ontology annotation, molecular function: UDP-glucosyltransferase activity. The record is from RefSeq and is a predicted model, not a curated record. Lineage: Eukaryota; Viridiplantae; Streptophyta; Magnoliopsida; Poales; Poaceae.